AUGGCGGAUACACCUGAAACUUCCGCACCCGCGCCCGCUGAGGCCCUUGCGAACCUCCAUCUCGACGAGGUCACCGGUGAACGCGUGUCCAAGUCGGAGCUCAAGAAGCGCCAGAAAAACAGACAGAAGGAGGCAGCCAAGGCGGAGGCGGCGGCGGCAGCACCACCAAAGCCUGCGCAGGCCAAGAAGAGCAAUGCUGAGGCCGACGAGAAGGAAUUGAACCCAAAUCAAUACUUCGAGAUCCGAUCACGCACCAUCCAGAAGCUCCGCGAGACCAAGAGCCCCAACCCUUACCCGCACAAGUUCCAGGUCGAUUACGACAUCAAGAACUUCGUCAAGGAGUUCGGAUCUCUCAAGUCGGGCGAGCACAAGAAGGACCUCGAGAUCCGAGUCGGGGCCAGAAUCUACAACAAGCGCGCCUCGGGCAACAAGCUCGUCUUCUACGAUGUUCGCGACUCGGGCGUCAAGGUCCAGGUUAUGUGCCAGUUGCAGGAGGCCAAGCCUGACGGCGUCCCCUUCGAGCAACAGCAUGAACAUCUGCGGCGGGGAGACAUCAUUGGCAUCGUGGGAUACCCGGGGCGUACGGCGCCAAAGAACAAGAUUGAGAAGGGCGAGGAGGGAGAGCUGUCCAUCUUUGCCACGGAGAUUGUUUUGUUGACGCCUUGUCUGCACCAACUUCCCGACGAGUACUACGGCUUCAAGGACCAGGAGCAGAGACACCGGAAGCGAUACCUUGACCUUAUCAUGAACGAGCCGACCCGCAACGUCUUCCUCACCCGAUCCAAGAUGAUCACCUAUAUCCGCAGAUACUUCGAUGAGCAAGAAUUCGUUGAAGUCGAGACCCCUAUGAUGAACCCGAUCGCUGGAGGAGCAACUGCCAAGCCUUUCAAGACUCACCACAACGACUUGAACAUGGACAUGUUCAUGCGUGUUGCGCCAGAGCUGUACCUCAAGAUGCUUGUUGUUGGAGGUCUAAACCGUGUCUACGAGAUGGGUCGUCAAUUCCGGAACGAGGGUAUUGAUCUUACCCACAACCCCGAAUUUACCACCUGCGAGUUCUACAUGGCCUACGCCGAUGUUUACGAUAUUAUGGACAUGACAGAGGCUCUUGUGUCUGGUCUUGUCAAGCACAUUACCGGAGGCACCACCACCAAGUACCAUACGCAACACGGCGAAGAGUACGAAGUCGACUGGGCCGCGCCUUGGAAGCGCAUUGAGAUGAUUCCUGCCCUUGAGGAGGCUACUGGCGAGAAGUUUCCACCCGGAGAUCAACUUCAUACUAAGGAGACCAAUGAAUUCUUCCGCCGCGUUCUCAAGAAGAUGAACCUCGAGUGCUCACCACCUCUCACCAACGCCCGCAUGCUCGACAAGCUGGUCGGCGAGUUCAUCGAGGAGAAGUGCAUCAACCCAACCAUGAUCACUGGCCACCCACAGAUGAUGUCCCCGCUUGCCAAGUAUCACCGCAGCAACCCCGGUCUCUGUGAACGUUUCGAGGCUUUCGUCUGCAAGAAAGAAAUCGUAAAUGCCUAUACCGAGUUAAACGAUCCCUUCGACCAGAGAUUGCGCUUCGAGGAGCAGGCUAGUCAGAAAGACCAGGGUGAUGAUGAGGCUCAGAUGAUCGACGAGAACUUCUGCCAAUCCCUAGAAUACGGUCUCCCACCAACCGGAGGAUGGGGUAUGGGUAUUGACCGACUGGUCAUGUUCUUGACCGACAACUACAGCAUCAAGGAAGUGCUCGCGUUCCCGUUCAUGAAGGAAGACGCCAGCAUGAAGAAGGAGAAGCUGGCGGCGGAGGAGGUUGGCAUCAAGCCUGUCUCCGAGGAAGGAAUCCCGCACAAGUGA
This is a messenger RNA of Drepanopeziza brunnea f. sp. 'multigermtubi' MB_m1, 1842 nucleotides long. RefSeq lists its product as uncharacterized. Gene Ontology annotation, cellular component: cytoplasm; cytosol. Gene Ontology annotation, biological process: lysyl-tRNA aminoacylation. Gene Ontology annotation, molecular function: ATP binding; lysine-tRNA ligase activity; tRNA binding. Lineage: Eukaryota; Fungi; Ascomycota; Leotiomycetes; Helotiales; Drepanopezizaceae. The record is from RefSeq and is a predicted model, not a curated record.